Didymosphaeria variabile is the source of this 1281-nucleotide messenger RNA. RefSeq lists its product as uncharacterized. Bases 1 to 1281 code for a protein of 426 amino acids. NCBI's taxonomy places the organism in Eukaryota, Fungi, Ascomycota, Dothideomycetes, Pleosporales, Didymosphaeriaceae. The record is from RefSeq and is a predicted model, not a curated record. The transcript has 2 exons.
AUGUUCAAGCCGCAAGUGUUUCGGAGAAGCUUCUCACUUUUCAGACGCGCUCCGACGUCUGCAGUAGUCAAGUCGGCCGCUCACAAUGGAAAUGACGCGAUAAGGAUACAGAGAGUGCGCAUCCAAAAGCGCUUCUUCUCCACAUCACGUCUCGUGGGCUUCGCAGUGGUCACUGUAGGAAUCUGGAAGCUUGUUGAUUGGCUCAAUGAACCAGUAGAAGUAGAAGAUGAUGAAGAGCUACAGCAACAUCGGCGCGUGCGACGGCGACCUAUACCAGGGCAGGGCGUGAACGAGAACGACAACGGCGGACGCGAGAUAACGGACGAGGAAGAGGACGAAUGGGAGGACGAGGAUGAAGAGGACGAAGAAGAAAACAAUGCUGUACUAUUUUUCCCGACCGGGUUCUCACGACCUAGACCAAGGACGUUCUACAGAGGCUCCGACCCAGAAUGGCAGACAUUCACUCGAUUAGCACCAGACCGAGAGCGAAUGGAGAAGAUCAGGGGUGAACUGGUCACACUGGUGCGAGACUUCGCUGUUAAGAAUCCUCGUACUGCCUUGUUUCUCGGUAAGGUCGACCCUACGAAGGGCGCCAUCUGGAUAGAGUUCAAAUUCCCGGACGGGCCGCCUUUAGAGUACGAGCGACCUGGCUUCGAACUCACGGAAGAACUCACCUUCAGAAGAGCCACACAACUAGUUGAUCCGCUGCAUCAUAAGAAAUUAGCGAACGUACUCAUGCCGACAACCGUUGCGAAUUCAGUAUACUCCGAUAUGAAGAGGCGGAUGUACAGCUCGUGGCUAGAUUUGAGGAAGUACGCAGGAUUCGAAGUAAAGGAAUCGACAGUGCAGAAUAUGUUUAGAGGGAUACCUCCUUCUCCCAUCACACCUAUAUCACCGAAGCAAACCCCGACUGCGCCUUCCACGCCAGCAACACCUGCUCCAGCAGACGCUGAGAAGCAGGUCCAACCUCCAUCGGUAUCGUCACCUACAAAUCCAGCUCUAGACAAGUUGGGAAUCUCGCUUCCAGAUCCAAACCAAGUUCCGACCAUGAACCUCGCAUACUUUCGCCUGAUGCUAAUGAAAAACCGCAAACCCAUGAACAUCGAGCCACCACGGGGAACGUUCGUCGUAUCUGGCUUAGUGGAAAUCAUCGGUGAAAAGGCAAAGGCGACCUUGGAUGUGACCGCAGUAUACGAUCCGAAUGCUGCGAAAUACGUCAUGCUGAAUGCGAAGUUGCGGACCAUGACGCAGUAUAAGCAGCACCCAAUGGGUGGUCCUUGA